AUGAAACUUCUUUCUACCAUUGUUCUUGCCUUAUCCUGUGGCCUCGCCCACUCAAACCCGGUAUCAAAGGCUGCUAAGCCCCCCCGAUUUUUCCUGAUUGGAGAUUCAACGGUCGCUGUCAAUGGAGGCUGGGGUGAUGGACUGCUCUCAUACCUCAAGGCCCCUGCUCAAGGAGACAACAGAGGUGUUAGUGGCUCUACAACGGUAUCCUGGAAGUCCAGCGGCCGCUGGGAUACACUCAUUCGAGACAUCAACUCUGCCAAGGGUGAUUUCGAGCCUGUUGUCACGAUUCAGUUUGGCCACAACGACCAAAAGGUGAUGCAGUUGGACCAGUUCCAUUCUAAUUUGGUCAGCAUUGGCAAUGAUAUUAAGAGAGCUGGAGGUACACCAAUCUUUAUCACAUCAUUGACACGACGCACAUUCUCAGGCGGACAAGUUGUCGAGAAUCUCAAAGACUGGGCUGCUGAAACAAUCGCCGCUGCUAGAGAUGUCGGUGCAGAGUAUCUGGAACUAAACAAAGCAAGCACGGAUUAUGUCAACGCUAUUGGGGCACAGAAUUCUGACUAUUACAACUGGGGGCCGGGUGAUAGGACACACCUCAAUCCUCCUGGUGAGAUUGUCUUUGGGCGCAUGGUUUUGGAUUUGCUAUUGGAGAAGCGUCAGGACUUUACGACUUACUUUACUUCUAAUAAGGCAUUGAGUGAGAAGAUUAAGAAUGGGGAGUUUGCGACUGGGGAAGAGUGA
Fusarium poae is the source of this 744-nucleotide messenger RNA. RefSeq lists its product as uncharacterized. Gene Ontology annotation, molecular function: hydrolase activity. Bases 1 to 744 code for a protein of 247 amino acids. Lineage: Eukaryota; Fungi; Ascomycota; Sordariomycetes; Hypocreales; Nectriaceae. The record is from RefSeq and is a predicted model, not a curated record. The transcript is spliced from 2 exons.